AUGAAUGACUCAUUGUCGAAGAUUACUUCUAUGAUAGAGUCCGCGAAAGACUUGUCGAUCGAAGCGGCAAUGUCGGCGUCAGCCCGCCUUAUUGAUACGCCAAGUGUCUCUCGGCCUCAGGAAAUCUCUUUGCUACUCAACUCCAGAUCGAACAGAGAUAUUCUGAAUGGUAUGAAAUGUGUCAUCGGGUUAAUUGCUAAAGGUGAAGAUGGAUCACCGUACUUUGCUGACGUGGUGAAAAAUGUCACUAAUGAAAACGCCAAGGUCAAACAGUUGGUGUUUAUUUACUUGACCAAAUAUGCUGACGUUCAAGCAGAUACCGCAUUGCUUUCAAUCAAUUCCAUACAGAAAACUCUCAAUGAUAAGACACCUUCAAAUAGAGCCAACGCGAUCAGAUCAUUGGCUGGAAUCAGAAUUAGUUCAAUCGUGCCAAUACUUGCUUUGAGCUUGAAACGAACUGCGACAGAUCCGUCCGCACAAGUUCGUGCUGCCUGUGCCAUGGCAAUAGGGAAAGUUUAUACAAUAUCUGGCAAAUCAAAAAAACAAAUUCUUGAGCUUUUGGGAAACUUGUUGGCUGACAGUGAUGUUAUUGUAGUAUCAGCUGCAAUCAAAUCAUAUUUCAAAAUACAACCGACAAUACGCAACGAAACGAAUAAGUGGAAAUCCAUUCAUGGAAACUUUAGAAGGAUUUGCUCGUUAUUAUCAAAGUUCGAUGAGUGGGCCCAAAUUUGUGCCAUUGACAUUCUUACAUUGUAUAGUCGAAAAUUUAUCGCAAAGCCAUCGAAGGACCUGGUUGAUCCCGAUUUGACAUUGUUUAUAGAAUCAAUGGAACCUUUGAUGAUGUCGAUGUCGGAUAUGGUUAUUCUCAGUGUCGUUAGAGGGGUCCAUCUCUUGGCACCUACGCAUUUGGCCAACUUAAACAUUGUUCUUACUCGCAUUUCGUCAUCCACAAACAAUUCACAAACUAGGGUGUAUUCUUUGCAAACAAUUGAGUACAUCUGUCAAGAUUCUAGACAUCUUUUUGCAGAUAAGUUCAGACUGUUUUAUAUAUUACCAGAUGAUCUUCCAGAUAUAGCAAUUUUGAAACUCGGCAUAUUAAGUUCCAUCUCAAACGACAGCAAUUUCAAAUAUAUUUUUGAGGAAUUCAAGUUUUAUGCAUUGCACUCAAAGCGCAAAGUGGUGGCAAGGGAAUCUAUAAGAGCCAUGGCAAAGUGUUCGCAAAUAUCUCCAGAGUGGAGUGAAAGGAUUUUGCAAUGGUGUUUAGCUAAUAUCAAAAGCAUGAAAGGGGAAUCUUCGAAUGAAAUUUUGACAAUUGUUCGCUUUAUAAUUCAACAAAAGUGUGAUGCAACUGGCGAGAAAGACAAAGAUGAAAUCAUGAAAAUACUAAGCAAAUUGGCUUACUAUUUGAAUGAUGACGCUCUGGAUUUAGAAGAUGAUGCAAGGGCUUCAAUUAUAUGGACAAUUGGAGAGUACACCGUUCUUGCAGAAAACUCUAUCGGGCCGGAUGUGUUAAGAAUAGCUUUAAAAUCAUUUGCCAGGCAAGCCGCGAGUGUUCGAUACCAAUUAUUAGUAUUGGCAAGCAAAAUUGUUGUCUUUGAGAUGAGUAGAUUGACAAGCGAGCAUGGAGACUCGGGUAAGGGCAAGGAAAUUGCCAAUUUGACAUUGCAAGAGUCAAUCGAAUUCAAAAUGUUCGAAUAUGCUUUGCAUUUAGCCAAAUAUGAUCCAUCUUACGACACAAGAGACCGCACAAGGAUGUUGAGCGUAUUGCUGAACUCCGGCGUAGAUAGGGCACCCUUGGCAUCAUUAAUCUUACAAGUUCCGAAACCUACCCCAUUGGUUAGCAAUCGAACAAUCAGUAGUGAUGAAGAGUUCAAGGCUAUAAGGCUGUAUUUCAAAGUGAUUGAAUGGACAACAGUUCCUUCACAAUUACCUUCAUCCUCGAUUAGAAAGGAGGCCCCAAUACAGUACAAUAAAAUGACUAAUGCCUCAAGUGUUUUUUCCGAGCGCUCAAAGUCACCGAGCCCUGUGAAUCCACUAUCAUUUUCUUCCCAUCAGUUCAAUAAUGGCGGUGUUAGUGUUGGUCGACAAGAGCAAACAGCAAAAGCAUACCAGUUACAAAGUUUGGAUGAAUUUUUUGGAAAUGAUGAUGAAUCGAGUGAAGAGGAAGUGAGUGAGACGGAAUCUGAUGAAGAAGAUGCAAGCGAAGACGAAUACAGUGAAGAAGAAGCAAGUGACGAUGUAGACGAGGAUGAUGAGGAAGAACCUGGAGCCGAUGAUGUGAGCUGGAGAGGAGAUGAAUCAAAUCUGUAUUAA
Molecule: messenger RNA, 2313 nt
Organism: Lodderomyces orthopsilosis Co 90-125
Lineage: Eukaryota; Fungi; Ascomycota; Pichiomycetes; Serinales; Debaryomycetaceae
Exons: 1
Coding region: 1-2313 (770 amino acids)
Biological process (GO): vesicle-mediated transport; intracellular protein transport
Cellular component (GO): membrane coat
Source: RefSeq, a predicted model, not a curated record